Molecule: messenger RNA, 800 nt
Organism: Cuscuta epithymum
Lineage: Eukaryota; Viridiplantae; Streptophyta; Magnoliopsida; Solanales; Convolvulaceae
Source: the annotation of a GenBank genome assembly
GUUUAUUUAUAAUGUUAUUUAAUAAACAAGAGCUACGGACGUCUCCCUAGAGAUCUAGGGUAAGUUUUUUUGCUGCGCCGCUCUUCUUCCUCGUCUACGGGGGAGGGAUUAGGUGUCAGCGGGUGCUUUGAGGUUGAUUGUGAUCGGAUGUUGAGGGGAGGGUGUGGCCUCAAUCUUUCUUCAAACAGUUUUCUCGGUGAAGAUGGGAAGCAGGGGGUUGCUUUGGUUUGUUCAAACUGAUUGGUGGCCGAUCGAUUGGGCUCUGAACGAAGAAGGGACGAUGGAGAAAAUUGCUAACAGAUACCGGAAUAUGGCUAUUGGGGAUCACGAGGAAGAACUGAUUUUUGAGGAGGAUCCGCUUGAGGAGGAAGGAGACUCGGCCAAGAGAGAAGUGGUGCCAAGGAUACGGCCUCCUCCUGAGCCACCGCCAUGGGUUGUGCGAGAUGCAGGAGUUUGUGAAAGUUUCCUAACAAGUUUUCAUAUUUUUUUGUCGUUUGUUUUCUUGUUAUCGUCUGUGUUGUUAGGUUUGUCGUUUUGGUUGGGAUUUUAGCCUUGUUUUAGGUCAUUAAGCAUGUUUGGAUCUAUGGGAAUAUGGAUGGUUGUGUCAAGCCCGUUACAUGGUUAGCGAUUCGUGUUGCUCUUUCAACGGUGACCGUUUCUAAAGCUCAUCAUAGGGUUUACAGUCGUAGUUGCUGGAGUCUAGUUGGUGUCAGUUUUAUUUUUUCCUUGAUUGAUGUAAUGAUCCUGAAACUUUUGAUAUGAAUAAAGGCUAGUCUUUGUUCCAAAAAAAUGUUAUUUAA